Molecule: messenger RNA, 1743 nt
Organism: Salvia splendens (bonfire salvia)
Lineage: Eukaryota; Viridiplantae; Streptophyta; Magnoliopsida; Lamiales; Lamiaceae
Product: malonyl-coenzyme:anthocyanin 5-O-glucoside-6'''-O-malonyltransferase-like
Exons: 1
Coding region: 296-1669 (457 amino acids)
Source: RefSeq, a predicted model, not a curated record
AGUAGUAAUGAUUACAAAAUCCAAAAAUCAAUAUUGUCCAAAAUAUAUAUUGCAUCUCAUACUCCAACUAUAGGAUCUACUUCACCAAAAAUUUACAAAUGUGAACACGAAAUAUAGUUGAAAGCUCUUCCCAUUUUUGCAAUUUUGCCCAUCCGAAUCCGAAACCAACUUACUACCCCAUAUAAUCUAUUCUUAUAUCUAUUUUACUAUUUAUAUAUAUGUAAAAUCUAUAUAGACAUAGAUUACACCCUCAAAAUCAAUACCAAGCCCAAUAAUUGAACAAAACUUUUUAACCAUGUCCACCACCGUGCUCGAAACCACCGCCAUCCCUCCUCCGCUGGGCUCCGCCGCCGAGCUAACCCUCCCUCUCUGCUUCUUCGACAUCAUCUGGCUGCCUUUCCACCCCAUCCGCCGCCUCAUCUUCUACAACCACCCCUGCACCGAGGCCGAAUUCUCCUCCACCAUCGUUCCAAACCUCAAACACUCCCUCUCCCUCACCCUCCAACACUUUCCCCCCGUCGCCGGAAACCUCCUCUACCCUCUCGACACCGAAAAAUCCCGCCCGUUCCUCCGCUACCUCUCCGGCGACACCGCCCCCCUCACCAUCGCCGUCUCCAUCCGCGACUUCGACGAAGUCACCGGGAGCCACGCCCGAGACGCCGAUCAGUUCUACGACUUCACCCCGCCGAUGCCGCCGCUGGCCGAGGAGGAAAAUUACAAAAUUUCCCCUCUCAUCGCGCUCCAGGCCACGCUCUUCCCCGGCCGCGGCAUCUGCAUCGGGGUGAGCAAUCACCACUGCCUCGGCGAUGCGAGGUCCGUGUUCCGAUUCGUCUCAGCCUGGGCCGAGACGAAUCAGCGCGGCGGAGACGAGCAACUUAAAAACUGCUCAUCGCCGCCGCUAUUUGAUAGAUCUGUUUUUGGAGAUAUCAAGGGCAUAAGCGACAAUUUAUGGAGCACCAUGAGGAAAAUUCCGCUGGCUCUGCCAAGUUCGCCUGUGCCUACUAACAGAGUCAGGGCCGCGUUCACACUGCAUCGAUCCGAUAUUAAAAAACUCAAGGAUAUUGUCAUGUCGAAGAGGCCCGGCCUAGUCUACAUCUCUACUUUCGCCGUCACGGCGGCGUACACGUGGAGCGCUGUGGUGAAAUCCGCGGCUGCGGCCGGGGAGGCCGCGGACGAAGAUGGGACCGAGGUGCUCUUUAUGCCGGCGGACGGGAGGGGGCGGAGGAAUGCGCUGGUCGACCCUCCGGUGCCGGUGAAUUACUUCGGGAAUUGCUUGGGCGGCGGGGUGGCGACGGUGGAGCAUAAGAAGCUGGCGGCGGAGGAAGGAUUUGUCGCGGCGGCAGAGGCGAUUGCGGAUUUGAUCAAGAACAGAGUGAAUAAUGAAGAGGUUUUUUUGGGUGAUUUGGAUAGUUGGUUGGCGGAGAUGUCGAAAUUGGCGAGGUUGAAUACGUUUGGAGUUUCCGGUUCACCGAAAUUCGAUUUGUCGAAUGCGGAUUUUGGAUGGGGAAAGGCGAGGAAGUUGGAGGUUUUAUCGAUGGACGAAGAGAAGUAUACGAUGUCGUUGUGUAAUUCACCGGAUUCCGAAAGCGGUUUGGUGGUCGGAACUUCACUACCGAGGAAGAGAAUGGAGGCUUUUGCAACAAUAUUUGAAGAUGGCCUUAAAUUUUAAGUAAUAGUUGGUGCAAUGGUGUUAAAGUAUAUGAUUAAAAGUUUUAAUUUUUAAUAAUUAUUUUAUUUUGUGUA